This is a messenger RNA of Leguminivora glycinivorella, 2091 nucleotides long. Its product is annotated as gastrula zinc finger protein XlCGF57.1-like. Bases 175 to 1665 code for a protein of 496 amino acids. The record is from RefSeq and is a predicted model, not a curated record. Gene Ontology annotation, biological process: regulation of transcription by RNA polymerase II. The transcript has 2 exons. Gene Ontology annotation, molecular function: DNA-binding transcription factor activity; RNA polymerase II cis-regulatory region sequence-specific DNA binding. Lineage: Eukaryota; Metazoa; Arthropoda; Insecta; Lepidoptera; Tortricidae.
UGGAGUUUUUGCCUUUGGUGACUUUUCACUUUUUGUCUCGUCGUCGAUUUGUCGCUUUUCUCUGGCAAAUUGAUUACACACUUAUCUUUGUUUUCAUUUAUUUUUGUGUCGAUUAUAACACGAACACCUUACUGAGAUAUUGAGAGUGCGAGUUGUGACGCAGGACCGUGAGAGAUGGAGCCGAGUGCCGAGUCCGGCAGCAUGUCACCGGCGCGCGUGAAGCUGGAGCCCGAGACGGACCAGUCGGAAAUGAUCAUUGUUAAAGAAGAACCUGUAUUCCUGGAUGAAGAGGCGCGUGUGAAGGAGGAGUGGUCGGACAGCACGGCCGGGCGCGGCGUGAGCGAGGCAGCCAUGCUGGCCGACUUGUACAUCGAGCACGAGGUGAAGGACGAGCUCGUGCUGGGGCCGGAGCGCCCGCACCGCCCCGUAGCCGCCCCGGCCGCCCUAUCUUACCGUGUCGCAGCGUCCGCUGAACAUAAACCUUUCUGGUGUUGUCAAUGUGACUACAAGUGUAAAAGCAAAUCAAAUUUACAGAAGCAUCUGUUGACACACAAAGACGAAAAGCCUUUCAGGUGUAGCCACUGCGACUACAAAUGUAAACGACAAGCCAAUUUAAAGUCUCACCUGAUUACUCACUCUGACGAAAAACCUUUCGAGUGUAGUCUAUGUGACUACAAGUGCCGAAGCAAAGCAUAUUUACGGAAGCACCUGUUGACACACACAGGGGAGAAGCCAUUUAAAUGUAGCCACUGUGACUACAAAUGUAAACAACAAGCCAAUUUAAAUUCUCACCUGUUGACACACACAGACGAAAAGCCUUUCAGGUGUAGCCACUGUGACUACAAAUGUAAACAACAAGCCAGUUUAAAGUCUCACCUGAUUACUCACUCUGACGAAAAACCUUUCGAGUGUAGUCAAUGUGACUACAAGUGCCGAAGCAAAGCAUACUUACGGAACCACCUGUUGACACACACAGGGGAGAAGCCAUUUAGUUGUAGCCACUGUGACUACAAAUGUAAACAACAAGCCAAUUUAAAUUCUCACCUGUUGACACACACAGACGAAAAGCCUUUCAGGUGUAGCCACUGUGACUACAAAUGUAAACAACAAGCCAAUUUAAAGUCUCACCUGAUGACUCACUCUGACGAGAAGCCUUUCAGAUGUAGCCACUGUGACUACAAGUGUAGACAAAAAGCAAAAUUAAAUUCUCAUCUGAUUACUCACUCUGACGAAAAACCUUUCGAGUGUAGUCAAUGUGACUACAAGUGUCGUAGAAAAGCAUAUUUACGGAAGCACCUGUUGACACACACAGAGGAGAAGCCAUUUAGUUGUAGCCACUGUGACUACAAGUGUAGAAGAAAAGCAGAUUUACGGAAGCACCUGUUGCCAGUGCCACACACAGACGAGAAGCCAUUUAGUUGUAGCUUCUGUGACUUCAAGUGUAAACUAAAAUCUCAAUUAAAUUCUCACGUGAUUACUCACUCUGACGAAAAACCUUUCGAGUGUAGUCAAUGUGACUACAAGUGUAGAAGAAAAGCAAAUUUACGGAAUCACAUUUUGACACACACAGACGAGAAGCCUUUCAGCUGUAGCCACUGUGACUACAAGGGUAAGAGAAAAUCAGAUUUACGGAGGCACCUGUUGAUUCACGCAGUCCACAUAUAGACGAGACUCCAAGGGGAUGUUCGUUUGCAAAAAUAGCGCACCUUAUUCUGACUUCUGUUAUAUAUUGUAUAGAUCCCAGACAUCCUAUAAACACAUGUUGCCAACCAGACAUUACUGACAUUAAAAAUAGUGGCAUUUGAUGAAGUGGAACUGUUGAUGAUGGUCAGUACGGAACUCUUCAACGGAGCCUAACCUUGUUCUCUUCGUUGUUUGUUAGCAUGUUGUAUUUCCAAGUUACAUUUUGGCCAAGCUCGAGUUCAGGCAAUGGGAGCCAUGAGAAAUCAAGUGAUUUUAUUAGAAAAUCAGAAGUAAUGUGUUAAGGUUUUUAAAAACUCCUAUAAGGUUCCUGACUCGACUCAUGUGAAGCUCUAUGUGUAAAUGUUAAACGUAAUAAAAAUAUUAGUAACAUGUCCAUCGAUUUUUUGA